Molecule: messenger RNA, 1991 nt
Organism: Desarmillaria tabescens
Lineage: Eukaryota; Fungi; Basidiomycota; Agaricomycetes; Agaricales; Physalacriaceae
Exons: 4
Coding region: 256-1863 (535 amino acids)
Source: RefSeq, a predicted model, not a curated record
UGGAACACUCGUACAAGCAUGGCAUCAUAUUGCCCUUCACUGAUGCCACCGGAGACCUUGAUGUACUCGUUGACGAGAAUCUGGAACACAAAGUCGCGGCUAAUCGCGUCGAUCUGGCUUCGUACUGUGGUGUAUGUAUGCCAUUUAUCGGGAAGGCGAAGAAGGCUCGACAGGAACGCGUUGGGCAUGGUAGUGGGCAAUUAAUGUCUGUUGCCUUUGGUGUUGGUGUUGGUGCAAAGAAAAGACCUUGACCUCAUGGCUGCACGGCUCCCGGGCCGUAAACCCGAACUCGCAGAUCGUCUGUCUGAGUCUCGUCUUGAACUUCAGCAUGCAAUGGCACUUCCAUCUGAGCUCAUCUCCUGCAUUCUCUUCGAACUGUGGUCCACUCAAUCCUCCACUUCCGAAUACGUCCAAACAUUCUCAACCUGCUCUCUUGUAUCUAAACAAUGGUCUGCCAUCAUCAAGGAGGUGAACUCCACGCAUUCCGUCAUCCCCUUUUCAUAUAGCGGAGAUUAUCUACAUACUAUCCGGUCAAUGUCAUCACUCGCUAAACCACUGCUCUGCCGUGCCAUAACAUUCAAAGUAGACUAUAUGCUAAAGCCAAAUGAUUCAAGAUGUGACCCCUCCAUUACAGCUAAUAGGGGGAUAGAAAUCGUGCUUCGAAGUUUAUUCAAUGGUCCUAAUCCACCCCCAGAUGGUACUCGCAUCUUCGUAGACUAUCUCGAUGAUCCUCGAGUUCAUGUCCCCCGCUUCUGGAUUCCUCCAGAGACCACCCAUCUGACCAUUGUAUAUCAUCGCCGGUGGUGGGUACCCGCCGGCCCCCAAACUGCGCACGACUGUCAAUGUGUCCGACCCAUCUUUAACCAACAAGUCAGCCAGCUCUGCAUUAUGGGAGCCACGGCUAUGAUAGUGGAGCGACUCUUAACCCCUCUCACCGAAUGGAAGUGUCUAGGAUCGCUGACUACAGAUGUACAACUUGAUAUUCCUGUUCCCUCUUUCACACAGCGGGUAACGUAUGAUUAUCCGGUGCAAGACGUAGGGCCAGAAUUCUUGUCUCGUGUCAUGUUUGGCGAACGGGGGUCAUGGCCAUUUUUGAUGGGAAGGGACGAUAUAUGGAACCACGGGUAUUCUCCCAUGUUUGAACAGGUCAUUCCUCUGGGCUCUGUGGGAUAUAUUGAUCCGUUCUCGAAGAAGUUUGUUAUAUUGUUCAAUGCCAUCGAUCCAGCGUCUUCAACGGAACCAAGAAUACGUCGGAUUCCUUCUAUCCUGAAGUGGGGUCGGACAAAAGUUGUCACGGACACAAAAUACUCCCCUUCCCCAGCAUGGGAUCAUGAAUACAAGAAGCCUGGAAUCCUUGGCAAGCUUGGAGUUUUGACCAAGGAAAGACCGUUCGUGUUUCUUCAUUGUGAAUAUCUAUCUGUACCUAAUAGAAGCAGAGUGCCUAGUAUCCCUCUGAAAUUCAGUGUAAAACAGAGACUUCAUCUCGGGCUCGGACGUGCUAUUUCUCGGCAACUUGUAGGAGACAGGCGCGGUUGGUCGCGCAAACACCGGCAGACGAUUACGGAUGUGUUCGGAGAACGUCAUCCCCAUAUCCGACAGCACAUGCCAGAGAUUGUUACAGCAACAGUAGACUCCUCGCAAUAUGUUUGGUUUGUGCCUCUUGGGCAUACUAUCCACAAUGACACGUUCUACUUUCAAGUCGAUCCCCAGGCUUCUCAUAAGCCUGGAAACCCUUGGGGAGAGAUCAAAUCUUAUAGGAUUUGUACUCUUUUACCCUCAGUUCCAUUCUCCUGGGGCCAUAUCUCCACUGUCGGGCAGUCCCCAAUGACUGUACAGAUUCGUUGUAAUUAUAUCGCGUACUAGGUUGACUGCGUUUCAAUGUAGGAAGCCGAUCUGUCCGUAUUUUCUUGUUCUUGUACUUUAACCUCCCACCGAAUAAAGACUCUAUUUGUUAUGUACAAUGCAGUCUGUAUCGCAAAUGUCGUUCUCAU